CAAGAGUCUCCGCUACUAGCGCGGAUUACAGCCAGUCUAAAAGUGAUAACUUGAAGACGAGAGGCGUCUCCCACGCAAUAAAAUAAACUGCUGUGGAAAGUAACUUGAUAACUGGGAUGAAUUUUGUUAGAUUGCCCAAAUUAUAUGUAAUAGCGCGUACUGUCAAGCUGGUUCGCGGAGAGACGCGGUGAAAGCGGAGGAGGCGUUGCGUUAAAGUGACGUUAAGGUGGCACUUUCUGGUUACAAUGCAUUUUUUAACAUUCCUGCCAGUUCUCUAAGAGUCGGCAGCCAGGUGAUCGCUCUCAGGAUCAGCGGAGGAAUGCGCGUUUGUUGCACAUGAGCAUGGAGUAAGAUGGAAGCUACACGCGCAAACUUUACAGAUGCGCGAUGUGACCAGCGCUGCCGAGUGAAGCAAGCUCCAGAGUGAAGAGAAACUGAUGGACUGAAUGGACGGCGGCAUGUUUUCUGGUCAGGCUGGUCUGAAUUACAGCUUCAACCUGAGCGAUGACCGAGAGUUGCUGGACGCGCCGGCGGGCUCGGCGAAGCUCUCCCCGGCGGGCUUUGUGGUGCUGUCCGUGGUGCUGGGCUUCAUCAUGACUUUCGGCUUCCUGAACAACUUCAUUGUGUUACUGCUGUUUUGCAAAUUCAAGAAGCUGCGGACACCGGUGAACAUGCUGCUGCUGAACAUCAGCGUGAGCGACAUGCUGGUGUGUUUGUUCGGCACCACUCUCAGCUUCGCCUCCAGCAUCCGCGGAAAGUGGCUGCUGGGGCGCAGCGGCUGCAGCUGGUACGGCUUCAUCAACUCUUGCUUUGGUAUAGUUUCGCUGAUCUCUCUGGUGAUCCUCUCCUACGACCGCUACAGCACCCUUACUGUUUACAACAAGCGUGGGCCAGACUACCGUAAGCCCCUAAUAGCCGUUGGGGGGUCUUGGCUGUACUCCUUGUUCUGGACAGUGCCCCCCCUACUGGGCUGGAGCAGCUAUGGCAUAGAGGGGGCAGGAACAAGCUGUUCUGUGUCCUGGUCUGCUAACAGUGCCCAAUCGCACGCCUACAUCAUCUGCCUCUUCAUUUUCUGCUUGGGUCUGCCUGUCAUAGUGAUGAUCUACUGCUACAGCAGAUUGCUUUGGGCAGUCAAACAGGUGGGCAAGAUCCGAAAGACUGCAGCCCGGAGGAGAGAGUACCACAUUCUGUUCAUGGUCCUGACCACUGCAGCCUGCUACCUGCUGUGCUGGAUGCCUUAUGGUGUCGUGGCAAUGAUGGCAACAUUUGGCCCACCCAACAUCAUUAGCCCUGUGGCCAGCGUGGUUCCCUCACUGCUCGCCAAGAGCAGCACCGUCAUCAACCCCCUCAUCUAUAUACUUAUGAACAAACAGUUUUACAGGUGUUUCCUGAUUCUGUUUCACUGCGAUCGCUGGUCAUCGGAGAAAGGCGACACCUCGAUGCCGUCCAAGACUACGGUAAUCCACCUUAACCGCCGUGUCUACAGCAACACGGUGGCCUGCACCGCCCAGAUCUCCACCGAAGCUCUCAACCAGUGCUACAGCACCGCAGACACCAAGCACACAAACCCUCCAGAGGUCACCCCCUGAACAUGAGCAUUAAUCAGACAGGAAUCACCGCGAUCACAAUGAAGCACGAAUAACCCAGAAUGUGAACUCCAGUGGACUGUGGACAAGAGCUUUCAGAAAGUAGAUGUGCUUUUUCGUGUUAUUUGUAAACUUGUAUUUGUAGACCAUAAAUGUGCCCUUUUAAAACUUUUUUUUUUAAACUAUACAUAACACAAAAGUGCUAAACGACCACAGAAAUGCAUGUAAAGUAUGCAAACGCACACAUAUAUGUACACCCAUGUGCGAUGCAACCAGACAUGUUGGUAUCAGUCAGUUUUAUCAUCCACCACGCACCUUCUCCUGUUCAGUACAUGCAAAAAAAAGGUAAGAACUUCAUUCAAACUUAUUUCUAAGUUUUUGCGUCUAUUAAAAAUAUGUAUUUUUUAAUAAAGGGCACCGUCACUGUGGUGGGUUCAAGGUUUAAGUCUGUUUCUGAACUGAUGUGUAUGCAUUACAUUAAUUUCAGUAUAUAUUAUAUAUACUGAAAUGUGUAAUAUAUUUCAGUAUAUUACAUAUUCUUAGUUUUCAUCCUACAGUUUAAAAAGGCCAAAUUUCUUUUUUGAACUACAGGAUCUUUUUUUAAUUUACAUUUUAAACAAAGAGUAAAAAAACCCCAAUAAAACAGCGCCUGUUCCUUGCUGCUUUUCAGUCGCUGUGUCACUGUAAAUGGGGAGGUUACUGCGCAGACUUGUGAUUUGAUCAGCAAGGAGACUGACGUAAUCAUCAUUUAACUCUGCUUUUCCUCUUUUCCUCCUGCUGCUUUGGCUUUAAAUGUUGAAGAAUAUGAAAGGUUAAGGCCCCAGAACCUUAUCCUUAUUACUUUUAUCAUGUGUGUACUUCAGUUUUGUUCUGCAUGAAGGCGUUUAUUUGAAUUGUGUUCAUUUUUGUGUUUGUGCUGUGCUUUCUUUGGUUAUGAUUUAGUUGGUCUUACAAAGUUGUUUCUUUGCAGGUAUGAUUUCACCUUCUUUCCAGAAUAAAAGGGCCAGUGUUUCAAAAUGAUUAUCCAGUAUGGCCAGCCACAGAAAAAGGAUUCCAGUCUGAUGACUGAUGGAAAUUAAGGGCAUAUCUGGGAAACACAAUGCACAAAUUUAGGGAAACUGAUUACAUUUAGCUGGCCUUACUUAAAUGACAACUGCAAGACAUAAAGCAGAUAUCAGUAUUUUACUGCUUUUGUAGAUCUAGAACUAUAACGGACCAGGACCUGCUCAAGAUUAAGGAAGUUAUAAGUGAGGUCAGAGUGCUCAGACCUCAACCCACUGACAUAGAGUUGCAGGAAAUAUUGAUGAGUCAUUUUCUUGGAUAAAUGAUCUCCUCGCUUUUGUGCAGUGCCAUUCAGGACCUUCAGAAAAUGUGUGAUUGAGGUUGGUGCUUCUUCAAGAGGCUGCAAGCAAAAAAAUAAGCCACAACAAAAGCUUUGCUUACUUUUUCCAGUCUGCGAUGCAGCUGACUGCUCAGUGUAUUCAAUAAAAGCAAGAAAAGCACUGUGUUAUUAGUUAAGUCAAAUUGUGUUUGUAAUUGUGACUCGGAUGAAAUUCAUUUUAAGAGUAGUCUGUUCAGAAAUGCUGGGUAUUACAAAUAACAUUAUCGUCACCAGUUUAAUUGUAUUUUAUUGCUGGAUUCAACUGAUUUAAUAAAAAUGUCUGCUGCUGAAAAAGGAACGUUGUAUCAUGCAUCGUAAAUUAGGCUGGAGGAUGGUGUGACAUUGUGAAUAUUAUAAAAAGCAAAAGGAACUUUUUCUUAAUAGCCCUGUGCUCGUGUAUUUCCUAAAUGAAAGAGAUGCAAAUGAGGACAAAACAGAAAGUAAGAAGUUUUUCUUAAUCACAUUUGACAAAAAGAAAAUGUCUAAAACCAAAAAGGACUCAAAUCAUGGAAACACAUCCUGUAACAGCAACAGAUGGGUGACGGCUUUUUAUUUCCCCCUGAAGGUCAAAAUCUCAGCUGAGUGGAAAACAGUCUAAUUUAAAGUAACAUGACAAGUAUAAACAACAGAGUCCUCCAAGGAACAUUGUGACAUUUUAAAUACAGGCAGUCAUGCCUAACACUUCAGCAGGGUUUUGUUUCUCCAGUGUAAAGCUCUUUUGCCUUCCAUUUAAGCUGUGUAAUCAGCGACUGAUUCACAGAUUAUCACCAAGUGCAGUCACAAUGAAAACCAGCUGUAACGUGGGUCGCCCGAUGCACGGCAAACCAAAGUCCAGAUUCCUGGGUUGUGAUGCAGCAGAGCUGCUAGAUUAAGCUAAAAGAAAAGUGUAAUUAGAUUAAAGAGUGAUCAGUUUCUCCUCUGCGCUCAUGUGCAACCCUCUGCAGUCAGCUGAAUUUAAUUUGACUUAUUUUUUUUAUUAUGCUGUUUAUUCUGUUUAGAUAUUUUAUAGCUGGUGCUUCAUUUAAAACACGGAUUUAUGUUCUGAUAGGCACAUUAUUAACUGUUAAGGCAUGACAUACUAAAUAUCCACACUAAAUAGGAGGCAACACUGGUCAGACUAAAAGAGGAAACUGACUAUGGUUAGCUGCAGGGUAACAUUUAACAUUUAAUUUAAUGUGUAAUGAA
Pelmatolapia mariae (spotted tilapia) is the source of this 4152-nucleotide messenger RNA. It is a transcript of the gene tmtops2b, whose product is annotated as teleost multiple tissue opsin 2b. Gene Ontology annotation, molecular function: G protein-coupled photoreceptor activity. Lineage: Eukaryota; Metazoa; Chordata; Actinopteri; Cichliformes; Cichlidae. The transcript is spliced from 4 exons. Bases 447 to 1589 code for a protein of 380 amino acids. Gene Ontology annotation, biological process: G protein-coupled receptor signaling pathway; phototransduction; visual perception. The record is from RefSeq and is a predicted model, not a curated record. Gene Ontology annotation, cellular component: photoreceptor outer segment; plasma membrane.